AUGGCUCGUACCAAGCAAACGGCUCGUAAAUCUACUGGGGGUAAAGCUCCCCGCAAGCAAUUGGCCACCAAGGCUGCACGAAAAAGUGCACCAGCCACUGGCGGAGUGAAAAAACCACAUCGUUAUAGGCCUGGAACGGUUGCGCUUCGUGAGAUCCGUCGUUAUCAGAAGAGUACUGAAUUGCUGAUCAGGAAAUUACCAUUCCAACGUUUAGUCCGAGAAAUCGCACAAGAUUUCAAAACUGAUCUGAGAUUCCAAAGUUCAGCAGUCAUGGCUUUACAAGAAGCUAGCGAAGCGUACCUUGUUGGUCUGUUCGAAGAUACUAAUUUGUGCGCUAUUCACGCAAAACGUGUCACUAUUAUGCCCAAGGACAUUCAAUUGGCUCGACGUAUCAGAGGAGAACGUGCCUAA
Molecule: messenger RNA, 411 nt
Organism: Phaedon cochleariae (mustard beetle)
Lineage: Eukaryota; Metazoa; Arthropoda; Insecta; Coleoptera; Chrysomelidae
Source: the annotation of a GenBank genome assembly